Molecule: messenger RNA, 849 nt
Organism: Fulvia fulva
Lineage: Eukaryota; Fungi; Ascomycota; Dothideomycetes; Mycosphaerellales; Mycosphaerellaceae
Exons: 1
Coding region: 1-849 (282 amino acids)
Source: RefSeq, a predicted model, not a curated record
AUGAACGAGAAUAAUUCGAAGCCUGCUCAGUCGCGAGGGCGUCAUCGGCCAGGCGCAUUUCGAAGUGUUACUGCAAGAGAGUAUCCGCAAUCACAAAGAGCAGAUGCGGACCCUGCACUACUCUACCCUCAGAUGAGCCCGUACGACGAUGCACAGAGCUCAUACAGCGCACCGGAUGAGCUGUCUCUUGCUCCGCGAGCAGUCUCACAGCCUAGUUCUGCGAGCCAUUGGCAGACCUCCUUCUAUAUGUCAGACACUGAGGAUGACCUUCCGCUGACUAUGUUACCACGAACACCAACCUAUCCGCCUUCUGGCGGGAGACGAGCGCGAGGCGCGGCGAGCAAUGUAGAGGCGACCUUCACGGACGAGGAAGAAUUCCACCUUUUCGUGCAAGCUACUGCCGGUCUUGGGCCGGAGCAAGCCUUCAGAAGCCCUACCUCGCCAGAAGAAUCGCCUCGAAGAAGUCGUGCCACAGGAGCCAGGCCGUUCUCGACACCUCAAGCUCCAGUAUCCACCGACCUGGUCUCGCCUAUUCAAGAAACGCCCACGACUAUGCACGCUCUGCGACAACUCGCACAAAUGCCUCACGAUCCACGAAGACCUGCACCAGUGAGGCUAGACGCAGGGCAAUCGUUCGCGGCGCAAAGGUUAGACACGGCGAUGGGUGGUAUUGAUUUGUGGUUGCAGCCGCCGAGUGCUGUGUCAGAGGAAGAUGACGUCGUCAGUCCCAUCGACAAUGAACUUCCAGAUUACGCAGCAAGCCAGGCCCAGGCUCAAGCAGCGCAACGAGCGGAGGCUACGCGACGAGCGCAGGAACUUCAGAGGAGGUGGCAGUUGAGGUCGGGUUGA